CCCCCCCUCCACUUUUGUACCUUUCUCGCCGGGACAGAGAAGCGGGCCGGGACCAGCCGGGCCAGACCAGACUGGAGCCCAGGGGCGAUGCGGCUGCUGCCCCUGCUGCGGACUGUCCUCUGGGCCGCGCUGCUCGGCUCGCGCCUGCGGGGGUGCUACAGCCUCCGCCACCCUGUCUACUGGAACUCCACUAACCCCAGGCUGCUUCGAGGGGAUGCUGUGGUGGAGCUGGGCCUCAACGAUUACCUAGACAUCUUUUGCCCACAUUAUGAAAGCCCAGGCCCCCCAGAGGGACCUGAAACCUUUGCUUUAUACAUGGUGGACUGGUCAGGCUAUGAGGCCUGCAAGGCAGAGGGGGCAAAUGCCUUCCAGCGAUGGAAGUGCUCGCUGCCUUUUGCCCCUUUUGGCCCUGUUCGAUUCUCAGAAAAGAUUCAGCGCUUCACACCCUUCUCCCUGGGCUUCGAGUUCUUGCCUGGAGAGACUUACUACUACAUCUCGGUGCCAACCCCGGAGAGUUCUGGCCAGUGCUUGAGACUCCAGGUGUCUGUCUGCUGCAAGGAAAGCAGGUCCGAGUCAGCCCAUCCUGUUGGGAGCCCUGGAGAAAGUGGCGCAUCUGGGUGGCGGGGAGAGCAUGCUCCCAGCCCCCUGUCUCUCUUGCUGCUGCUGCUGCUCCCCAUACUUCGUCUCCUUCGAGUUCUGUGAGCCAAGUACACCUUCCCUGUCACCCCAAGGAACCAGAGCCCUCCCCAGGCUCCUCUGUUGAAGGGAUUCCUGCCACCAUACUGGUGAUGUUACGCCAGGCAGACUCGAUGAAGCUUUGAUGUGGAAAGUCAGGAUCUGAGGUGAUCCUUGUAGGUGACUGUCCCUCACCACAGGCUGAAGAGGAACUGUGGGGGAACAGCAGACGGUCCAGGACGCCCUGGAGUAUAGCUGCUUUGAUGGUCUGUCUCCU
Molecule: messenger RNA, 952 nt
Organism: Phodopus roborovskii (desert hamster)
Lineage: Eukaryota; Metazoa; Chordata; Mammalia; Rodentia; Cricetidae
Gene: Efna4
Product: ephrin A4
Exons: 4
Coding region: 88-702 (204 amino acids)
Biological process (GO): axon guidance; ephrin receptor signaling pathway
Cellular component (GO): plasma membrane
Molecular function (GO): ephrin receptor binding
Source: RefSeq, a predicted model, not a curated record